CAUAUUGGGAGUUUCAAGCAAAAUCCCCCAUUCCUGAAUUUAGCCUGUUUUUAACAGACCUCCAUCCUCAAACCACCCUGCAGGGAUCUGUGUUUACUGUUUCAAGUUCCUCAGACAUGCAUUAUGGGUCUGCUUCUCUGGAAUCAUUAUUUGGUGAGAGCCGACCUCCCUCCAUAUGUUCCUUUGAGGAAGAUAAGUCAUGUUCAGCUGAGUCACCAAUACCAAAGUUUGAACGAGUUGUGCAAGACUAUAAUCUGUCUGCACAAGGUAGAUAUUCUUCACCUGUUUCUGUUACCUCAGAUAUAGAGUACGGCUGUAUCUCUUUAGACUUGCUAUUCAGUGCCAGUAGAGCUUCUUCAGUAGAUUCUGUUAAUGAAACAUACCUUUUGUUACCAGAAUCCCCUAUCCCAGAGUUUAGCCAGGUUUUACUGGACCCCCAUGUCUCAACCAUUCUGGAUGAAUGCCUGUCUCCUGUUUCAGUGGCUUCAGACAUGCAGUCUCGAUCUGUCUCUUUGGAAUCAUUAUUUGGUGAGAGCCGACCUCCAUCUGUCGAUUCCUUGGAUGAAAGCGGGCCACUUUCACAUGAGUCACCCAUUACAGAGUUGGGAGAAAUUCUGGUAGAAUCUGAUCUCGCUUCACUGGAAGGGCAUUUAUCGCCUGUUUCUGCUAUGUCAGAUAUUGAAUUUGUGUCUAUAACAUCAGCAUUUAAUGAGCGCAGACAGUCAUCUGUAGAUUCUGCUAAGAAAAGCUGUCCUGUUUCACUAGACUCAUGCAUUCCAGAGUUUGAACACACUUUAGUAAAAGUUAAUAAAAACACACAACAGAAAUCCUUGUCACCUAGUUCAGUUCUUUCAGAUCUAGAUUGUGUGAUGUCAGAUAUUGAAUGUGCACAAUCAGAUGUAAACUUAUCUAUUUCAGAACAGAGACCUGACUCAUCAGAAUCACAAGCAUCUGAGACCAUGGUGAUAGUACAGACCAAUAAUUCGGCUUAUUUAAAGGAAAUCAGGGUACCAGUCUACAGAUUGGUUUUUGAUGCAGAACUUUGGAAGCUUAUCUCUAAAGUACGAGAUCCUCAGUACAGUGGGGAGACAUUCUUUAGUAAAAUAGGAGUUUUUGAAUAUUGGCACCAGAAUUGA
Messenger RNA from Poeciliopsis prolifica (blackstripe livebearer), 1136 nucleotides. RefSeq lists its product as uncharacterized. The coding region runs from base 117 to 1136 and encodes 339 amino acids. The transcript is spliced from 2 exons. Lineage: Eukaryota; Metazoa; Chordata; Actinopteri; Cyprinodontiformes; Poeciliidae. The record is from RefSeq and is a predicted model, not a curated record.